This is a messenger RNA of Nothobranchius furzeri (turquoise killifish), 429 nucleotides long. RefSeq names its product ubiquinone biosynthesis protein COQ9, mitochondrial-like. Gene Ontology annotation, cellular component: mitochondrial inner membrane. Gene Ontology annotation, molecular function: lipid binding. The record is from RefSeq and is a predicted model, not a curated record. Gene Ontology annotation, biological process: ubiquinone biosynthetic process. NCBI's taxonomy places the organism in Eukaryota, Metazoa, Chordata, Actinopteri, Cyprinodontiformes, Nothobranchiidae.
AUGAGCCCUCCUCGCCAGCCGGGAGGCUUGUUUCACAGCCAGACAGGACAGGGGGGGAAAAAGAAGAAGCUGCAGGAUGAGUCCAAAUCUGAUAAAUCCACUUCUUUUUCAUCAUCUCCUUCCUUAUCCUCCACAACGUACCAAGAGCACAGCCAGACUCACUCAGCUGAUCAGAACACAGAAGCAAAUUUCCAGCAUGAAUCUGAUCCAUCAGCUGAUGGAACAAACCCCAACGACCAGGAACAGAAUGAGGAGUACGAGACAGAAGAGCAGCUGCAGGCUCGUAUCCUGACCUCUGCCCUGGAGUUUGUCCCACAGCACAGCUGGUCGAUGGAAGCUAUAGCUGCUGGUGCUGAGGUUCUGGGUCUAUUCUCCGCCUCCGCUGGCAUGUUCUCCAACGGCGCCGGAUACCUGGUCCUACAUUUCAUC